AAAGUCCAUGGUGACAUGUGCACUCGUGUUUAGUAUUCAAUUUCACGAUUAAUCAUGCAUCAAUAACAAUCAAAAAUGUAUCUUGAGAUACUCACCUAUAUCACAUAUUUACAACAACCUUUGAUGGGAUUCCCUAACCGAUGUAUCCUUGAAACCCUUGAAAUUCAUAUGAGGAAGUAAUGAGAAUUUUACUGCAACCUACUUCCUGGUUGAAAGUUCCCAAAAAGGUCAGUUGCAGAAUCAAGCUCUGCGCAAUUACACUAUUUCACUUUUCACUUAUUUACAAUAAUGUGAAACCUAAAUACGUUUUAAAUGCUAUAGGUAUAACACCUAACGAUCUAUGUAUCAGUCUGUGAUGGUAUUUGUGGCACAUGUAGUUGUAUAUUGAAAAUAAUAUCACUUAUGUUGCAUUACCAAAAUGACUUCCUCUCAGCAAACCCAUGUGACGUCAUCCAACAUGUCUGAAAUCAAAACAGAGAGCGCAAAUAAACAAGACAUAACCGGUGAAAAAGAUUCCAAGGGAUUUGUCUUUGGAGAGAAUAUGUCUGACAGAGCAUUCAGGAAGCCAGGAGAUGAGCCUGUCCCUGACACAAAUGGUUCAACCGAGGUUGUUGAAGGCUCUGACGGUGUAAGUGACAGCGUAGUGACAGCGCCUAGCAACAAAUCUCCUACCAGCACAACAAAUCCAGCUCCACAGUCUACAGGAGGAGGAGGAGGGUUUGGAAUCCUUGCACCUUCUAAAGUGAACCCAAAUCCCUUUGCAGUGAAGGCCCCUACUGCACAGAGUAUGUCGAGUCCUUAUGGGUCAGAUUCUGAAGAGGAGAAGAAAGAUCGACCAAUUGUGGCACCAAGUACCCUUGGAAGUGGUAUGCCAUCUAUAGUCGUGACAAGUACUGGAGCAGAUACGACAACAUCAGAGGCAAAUUCUUCCAUCUUCAAACUCAAACCAUCUGGUCUAAGCUCUACGGCUGAUCAACUGGAAGCAAAACGAAAGACAGGCUUUCAACUUAGACCCUCAACACUAAAAGGACCCGCAAUAGUUGGUUCUCUGGGGGAUAGUGGUGAUAAGAAAUCACCCGAAGUUUCAAGUUCUACAGACAAGGCAGCUAACAAUGAGGAGGAAGUUAAUAAGCGACUGUUUGGAGAUGUAGGGGAUUCUGGGAACACUGGUCUCUCAGAUAGUACCAGCAGCUUCAAAAGCACAGAAUCUGGCAAGUUUUUAUUUGGGCAAAAUAUGGAGGACAGAGUUUCAAGUGACCUGUCUGCCUCCAAUAGUGGCUCUGGAUUCGUGUUUGGAGAAAAAUUAUCUGAACGUGUUAUAGCUGAUAAAGAUCCCAAAGAUUCUGAAACUGGUGAAAAAGCCUCAUCCCCAACAUCUAAAAGUCCAACUGGUAAAACACUAGAGGAAUCUGCUAAGGAGUAUGAGGCAAGACAAGUAAAGCCAGAAUACCAAAAGGUUCAGGUCAGAACAGGAGAGGAGGAAGAAUCUAAUGUAUUACAGGCUUCAGUGAAGCUGUUUAUAUUUGAUAAAGACACCCAGAACUGGCAAGAGAAAGGACGAGGUCUUAUUAGGCUCAAUGAUAUUCCUGCUAAUGAAACUAGAGAUUUCCAAUCAAGAUUAGUAAUGCGAACUCAGGGUACUCUAUGUGUUAUUCUCAACACAAACCUGUGGCCAGGUAUGAUGGUGGAAAAAGCCAGUGUAAAGAGCGUCAAGAUAACGGCUAUUGUGGAUGGCGAAGUUAGAAUAUUUUUAAUCAUGACAAGUCACAAAGAUGCAGACCAGUUAUUCCAGGCCAUUGAUUGGCGGGUCAAGCAGCUGAAGACGUCCACCACAUCCACCAACAGUGCUGACACAACCCCACCCCUAGACAAUAAAGACACCAUCAGUGCUGGAGAGAAACGUGUUCUUGAAUCACCUGAGCCAGACUCCCCACCGAAAAAAUUGAGAAGAGAAUCUGAUGGUGACAUCCCUGUGAAACAUAGCGAGGUGGACUCUUCCAAUAGUAGUGGAACUAUUGACCCUGAGACUGAAGCAUCUGGUGGGGAGAGUAUAUCGUCAUCGCCAACAAUAAAAUCGACAUCACCAGAAUCCCAGCAAUAACACAGGCUGAGAGAGACAUCUAUUGUAGGAAAUAAGGUAGAUUAGGAUUCAGUCUGCACACCAGAGUAUUGGUAUCUGAUGCAGUGCACAGAGGCAAAAUGUGGCGCAGUCUGGUGCACAUUGGCAUAAUAUGCCACUCAUGUUGAUUCAGGAAAUGACACUGUUGACAAUACAGUGUUAUAAACAAAUCAGUAUUGGCAAAGAAAUACAGUUCAGCAAGUAUCACUUGGAACUUUGCUUGAAUUUGCGACUUUAUUGAAGAAAACUACACUUUUGCUGUCUAAUGCCUAGAAGUAUGUUAACUGAAUAAUCAGUGACUGGUGUUUUAAAAGGGCAUUACUAGUACUGAAGAAAGGUAGAAAGUGUUGAAGUCAGAUGGACAAUUAUGAAUUACAUCUUAGAAUACAGGCAUAAAUCCUACCAAUUAUUAGCAUACAGGAGUACAUCUUAUCAAUAGGAUACAGGAGUACUAGUACAUGAAAUCUAUAUGAAGUUCUUUGCCAUAGAAGUGCUUUCCAUUUCUAAAUAUAGGGCAACUGUACAAGCAUUACAUAUUUUUCCUUCCUGCAAUGAUCAUUCUGAAAUUAAAUCCCAAAAGUUUUAAUCUGAUUGGGCAGUCAAAGAUCUCAACAGCCAAUAAAAACAUUUCACUAAAAGCAUCCCAAAGUUAAAAUCUGAUCGGUCAUUCUUAGAUUUCAAUAGCCAAUAAGAACAUUGAAUAAAAAGCAUACAUUUAAAAGACAAUUGUAUAUUUCAAAAUCAAUGUUUUGGUUGUUGUUAAUUACCCUUGGUUAUGGUUAGUUAUUACUGUUUUAAAAUCAACUGCACAGUUUAUGAAGUAUAUAUAAGGUUUAUGUACUGGGAGGUGUUGGAUAUGAUAUAUAUUCCCAGGUGAUAUCUAUCCCAAACCAACUCAAGUAUGAGAUGCAAUAAUAUAUACUACCUGUGUUCUCCCCGA
Owenia fusiformis is the source of this 3059-nucleotide messenger RNA. The record is from the annotation of a GenBank genome assembly. Lineage: Eukaryota; Metazoa; Annelida; Polychaeta; Sabellida; Oweniidae.